GAGCAUCUCACAAUUGCACUAAGCGCGUGAAAUAAUAACAACAACCAAGGUUAGGCGGAAAUUUAAGGUGGACUCGCCCUUUACAACAACUCAACACAAAUUUCUCUCUCCUUAACUUUUUCACUUCAUUCGUAGGUAUGUAAUUGCAUUGAUCAAGGAAUUUUGAUUUUAUUUAUUUUGAUCUUUGAUUGAGAAAAUAUGGCUACGGUUUCUGAAGAAAUUACUACCAUUUGCACCCACUGUGAUAGGCCUAUCCCUUCCGGGAAUAUCGAUUUGCAUACAGUUCAUUGCGCUCGGAAUCUUGAGAAAUGUAAAGUUUGUGGUGAUAUGGUCCCAAAGAAGCAUGCUGAGGAACAUUAUUUUAAUACCCAUGCUCCUGUGGCUUGUUCACUAUGCAGUGAAACAAUGGACCGAGAAAUUUUGGAUGUGCACAAGGGUGAAGAUUGUCCACAAAGGAUAGUAACAUGUGAAUACUGCGAAUUUCCUUUGCCCGCCAUUGAUCUAUCUGAACAUCAGGAUGUAUGUGGCAAUCGGACAGAACAUUGCUAUCGCUGUGCCAGGUAUAUCAGAUUACGUGAUCGAUAUGUCCAUGAAACAACCUGCAAUGUUGUUGCUGAAGUUCCUGUGGGUACUUCUAGGGAAUCCAGGCCUGCUGCUGAGAGAGAACCACGGCCUCGCAGAAGAGAUACACCAGCACCAGCAUUCCCCAAAAGACAUCUGCUAAUCACAAUCGCAAUCACAGGAAUUGCAUUUAUUCUAGGGUCCUUUUUCUACCAGAAGAAAUCAGAAAACUCUACUGGGCACUAGUGGCAGUCACACACGUACAAGUAGCUCUUUCUGUAUUUUGAGGCUCUGUAUUGUGUAUAACCCAAAGUAGCAACUGAGAUCAGCUUUUACUGAAAAUUCGAGGCGUUGAGUCUAGUUGAGCAAUGAGGUUAAAUUGUUUGGUAGCAGUAAAUAUAUGGGACGGGUUCACAUGAUAAACUUCAGUUUUUUCUUAAGAGACAAAAUCUCGUCUACAUUGUUUGGCAUCUAUCUCACAUGCAUUCUUGGUGCAUAAUAUGUAAUGCAUGCUGAGGUUAUCCUUUGUUAAUUAAAUCACGAUUCUUCUUAAGUUUUCAUUCUCACUAAA
Molecule: messenger RNA, 1132 nt
Organism: Chenopodium quinoa (quinoa)
Lineage: Eukaryota; Viridiplantae; Streptophyta; Magnoliopsida; Caryophyllales; Amaranthaceae
Product: TRAF-type zinc finger domain-containing protein 1-like
Exons: 6
Coding region: 199-807 (202 amino acids)
Source: RefSeq, a predicted model, not a curated record